AUGAGCAAUCAAAGCGAGGUCAUUCUGCUAGACGCUGACUCGGUCUUCGUGCAACUCCCCGAGAAGACACUCAUUGACGCUUCCUAUCUCCAAACCGGGGCAUUUCUUUUCCACGACCGCUUGCUAUGGCAGCACGCCUAUCCAGAUCGCCACGAAUGGUGGAGGUCGCAGAUCCGCGAGCCUAACGCAACGCUCAACAAAUUCCUGGUCUGGACAGAGGACUACGCAGAAGAAGGCGAUUCUGUCGUCGUUCUUGUCGAUAAGUUACGGUUAGAAGUGCUGAUGGGCUUGCUGCAUGUUGCGUGGCAAAACACCUAUGACGUGCGCGAAGAGAUCACAUACAAGGUUGCCUACGGCGAUAAGGAGACGCGGUGGCUCGGCUUCGAGCUCUCCGGGUCUCCAUAUGCUUUUGAAAUCCACUACGGCGCCAUGGUAGGUUGGUUUCGGGACCAGGACCAGGACACGCAGAGAAUCUGCAGUUUUGUGAUUGGGCAUGUGGAUUUGAGGGUUGGUCUUAUUUGGUACAACGGAGGGUUAUUGAAGAACAAAAAGGUUGACCCGCAUGGAUUUGGUCUUCCAACUCAUACCAUGGUUGAUGGUACCUGGGAGAAGGGUUCAAACAGGAAAGAGAUGAGUUGCAUGGUCGGCCACACAGGAAAGGAAUUGCCGGAGGAACAACGGUGGAUUUUAGAAAAUUCCAUUGCGUUAGCGAAGGAGUUGGACAGAGAGUUCAGAUUCGACUCGUCUCACUAUAUUCAGAGCACCAAAAAUAAGUUGUAA
Molecule: messenger RNA, 780 nt
Organism: Colletotrichum spaethianum
Lineage: Eukaryota; Fungi; Ascomycota; Sordariomycetes; Glomerellales; Glomerellaceae
Product: putative alpha-1,6-mannosyltransferase MNN10
Exons: 2
Coding region: 1-780 (259 amino acids)
Biological process (GO): protein O-linked glycosylation
Cellular component (GO): Golgi apparatus
Molecular function (GO): alpha-1,3-mannosyltransferase activity
Source: RefSeq, a predicted model, not a curated record